UUCACGCUGGAAAUGCAGCAUUGAAUCGCCCGAGAAAGAGAAAAGGAGAAAAAUGGCGAGAGCAGCUCUGCUUCAGUUGCUCAGAUCCCAAUCCAAGCAACUCUCUCGUAAAAGUUUCUACUCAGGCAAUCACUAUAGUAGGGUUGGCACAAGGACAGACAUUCCAAACAUCAAAGACAAUGUCAACCCUUUCCCUCAAUUUGCUGCCAUCGGACAAAGAUGGUCAUCACAAGCCACAGCAACUGAAGGUGACAACAAGAUCAGCAUUGGGCCACGCAGAGGAGAAGCUGAGAAAGACGAGAAAGAGACGGGUAUUGUUUACUAUGGUCCAAUCUCAUCCACCAUCAAGAAAGUAAAGAUGCUCUCUCUUUCGACUUGUUGUCUCUCUGUUUCUUUGGGCCCUGUCAUAACCUUCAUGACAUCCACGGAUUCAAAUGUGAUUCUGAAAGGUGCAGUUGCAUCAUCUGUAAUAUUCUUCAGUGCUUCAACCACUGCCGCCCUUCAUUGGUUUGUUAGCCCUUACAUUCACAAGCUCAGGUGGCAACCAGGUUCAGACAGCUUUGAGGUAGAGAUGAUGUCGUGGCUGGCAACCUACAUUCCUCGGACCAUCAAGUUUGCCGAUAUUCGACCGGCAGAGACCAACAGGCCCUUUGUGACCUUUAAAGCCAACGGAAGUUUCUAUUUUGUGGAUGCAGAGCACUGCCAGAACAAGGCUUUAUUGGCCAGAUUGACUCCGCAAAAAGCUGCUCAUGAGUCUGCUUUUAAGAACUUGUAGCACAUUCCUGUAUCAAAUGGUUGACCCAAACUCGAAUGAGGUUUUUGCUGGAUUUUCUUCCCCACCAAUCGUCUUCUUUGCCUGCUUGGUGAUAGAAAAUUUUUCUGAACAGUAGCAAGUACAUCCAUGGUUGAGAAGGUCAAGUGGGAAUCUUUUGUGAUAACAGGGGAUUUUGUUUGGAGUAUUCAAUAAAAUUUUCUGACUUGUUUUAUUAUGAUUUCUUAAGUCUA
Molecule: messenger RNA, 1005 nt
Organism: Carica papaya (papaya)
Lineage: Eukaryota; Viridiplantae; Streptophyta; Magnoliopsida; Brassicales; Caricaceae
Biological process (GO): mitochondrial proton-transporting ATP synthase complex assembly
Cellular component (GO): mitochondrial membrane
Source: RefSeq, a predicted model, not a curated record